CAUGGUUGAUACAUGGUUUCAGACACCUGUGUCCCACGCAGGAGUAGCUUGGUUCAACACCUGGCUCCAGCUCAGGCAGCAGGUGACAGCACAAGUAAUUGGGUCCCUGCCACCCAUGUGGGAGACCUGGGCUGAGUUCCCCAACUUCUGUUUCUCAAAUUUAACUAUGUAAUAUAUAUACAUAUCUAUGUGGGGUAGACAGAUUGGUAAAUACACGGAUGGGUAUAAAGAACUAGGAAGAAUUCGUUCAGAGAAGUAGGAUGCGAAAGAACCUCCUGGUCUCAGCAUGGCUUACUGGCACCGUGGAGGACGGAGGGGAUUUUAUGGUGGGCUGACAAGAGCAUGGGUCUGGCUUCCAAAGAUCUGGAGCCCACGCACCCCAAGGUAUCAGUGUGUAAAGUGUGUGUCCAGCGGGACGGUUCUGACCAGCGUUGCCACACUAAUAUCUGUGACUCAGCAGGGGCAAUGUGCUUCCACAGGCGGUAAAAAUAUUCUAGACUCUUCCCUUCCAGCGCUCACUGUUUACUUCCCCUACACUUCCCCUUCCUGCCUCCGUUUGCUGCUCGGCUCAUAGGCUCCUAGCGGGCCUCGGUGGGGGUGGGUUAACCCUGUCUUUCCAGGGGGCUUUGCCACCACACUCCCGCCAGGGCUCAGAAUCUACAGUGAGGGCUGUGGUUGGGAGUUCAGUUGGAUUCUGGAAACAUCCGUGAGUUUCCACCCUGUUUCUGGGCACUGGGCCAGAUGGCCAGGGACUGGAAGGCAGUAGCGGAAGCCCAUGGUAGCCAGGUGGGUGAAGGGGAGCAAGCACGUUCUUUCCACCUGCCUGGAAGAAGACUUCUCUGACCUGCCGAGCAAGCGACAGGCUUUCCUUGUGGCCGCUUUCCUCUGGGUUAGACAGAGGAGCGCUGCUGGGGUGACGACCAGGAAGGCCCGCGUCCAGCAAGUGUAUCCUGUACUUGGCUUCCAAGCGAGUCCCAAGACAAGUAGAGGCACCUUUAACAAGUGCUUCUGAGAGCCUGAGCAUGGAUGCCCUUCAUGUGAGCCCCCCCAGUGCCCCUCUGGGGAAGCACACUGCCGGGGCCAUGCUCAAGGCCCACCGGCCCCGGGUCAUGUCCAAGAGCGGUCACAGCAAUGUGAGGAUCGACAAAGUGGAUGGGAUAUACUUACUCUACCUGCAAGACUUGUGGACGACCGUCAUCGACAUGAAGUGGAGGUACAAGCUCACGCUGUUUGCCGCCACCUUUGUGAUGACCUGGUUCCUUUUUGGAGUGAUCUACUACGCCAUUGCAUUUAUUCACGGGGAUUUGGAACCCAGUGAGCGGAUCUCAAAUCACACCCCCUGCAUCAUGAAAGUGGACUCUCUCACGGGGGCCUUUCUCUUUUCCCUGGAAUCCCAGACAACCAUCGGCUACGGCGUCCGUUCCAUCACAGAGGAGUGUCCUCAUGCCAUCUUCCUGCUGGUGGCUCAACUGGUCAUCACGACCUUGAUCGAGAUCUUCAUCACGGGCACCUUCCUGGCCAAAAUCGCGAGACCCAAAAAGCGAGCUGAGACCAUCAAGUUCAGCCACUGCGCAGUCAUCACCAAGCAGAACGGCAAGCUGUGCCUGGUGAUCCAGGUGGCCAACAUGAGGAAGAGCCUCCUGAUUCAAUGCCAGCUCUCGGGCAAGCUCCUCCAGACCCACGUCACCAAGGAAGGGGAACGCAUCCUGCUCAACCAAGCCACGGUCAAAUUCCACGUGGACUCCUCGUCGGAGAGCCCCUUCCUCAUCUUGCCCAUGACCUUCUACCAUGUGCUGGACGAGACCAGCCCGCUGCGAGACCUCACACCCCAGAAUCUGAAGGAGAAGGAGUUUGAGCUCGUGGUCCUGCUCAACGCCACUGUGGAAUCCACCAGCGCCGUCUGCCAGAGCCGAACCUCCUACAUCCCGGAAGAGAUCUACUGGGGUUUUGAGUUCGUGCCCGUGGUCUCGCUCUCCAAGAACGGCAAGUACGUGGCUGACUUCAGCCAGUUCGAACAGAUCCGCAAGAGCUCAGACUGCACCAUCUACUGCGCGGAUUCUGAGAAGCAGAAACUGGAGGAGAGGUACAGGCAGGAGGAUCAGAGGGAGAGGGAGUUGAGGACCCUUUUGUUACAGCAGAGCAACGUCUGAUCCCAGGGUGUGGGCUGCCUGCACCUCUGAGAGCUAUUUCACCUGGGUGCUCCCUUCAAUCCCUAAGGUCGCUACGAGAGCGAAACACGAGGGCCCGCUUGGAAAAACCGCAGGGACGUACAACGUCCAUCUUUGACUCUGACAGGGUGGCCAAGCAAGCGUGGCCAAGUUCUAGAAAGUUCCUUGGAGUGCCUUGUCUGAACUGAACUCUCAGAACUCAAACUUUCAGAAGUAGGGCUUCCCUUUGAAGAGCGUGGUCUAGAGCAGUUGAGAAAACGUCUUGUUAGACGGAGAGACAUUCAGCAAUGCUGAUAUUGAGGGGAAAUGUACUUCCAAGGGAGAAUAUCAGCUUUAGUAUAAGGUAUUUAUUUAAUCUGGGGUUCAAAGACAUUAUGGCCAAGGGUUGAAGUGGGGGUCAGUAUUCACUUGCAUCAUUGCUCUCAAACACACUCCUCUUGUUCCAGCAGAGAGAAUGUUCUGUGUGAUCAUGAUUGUCUGGGAAUGCCCAAAAAGCACUGGUGGGGACACUGGACACUCAUGGAGUGUAGUAAUUGCAUUUUUACAUUUCUUCAGUGGCCUGAACUGAGAGAGUGAAAUCGACCAUAUUCGUAAAUAACAGAUGUGAAGAAUCUCCCGAUGGCGCUCAUGCUAUUAUUCCCUUCUAUCCAAAAUGUGGAGCCCGGAGCAUGUAAGAGCUUUUUAGCAGUAUAGAUCCCUAGAGCUCAGUGGAACGUGCAGGAUCAGUAUCUGUGUCUUAACCCCCCCCUCCGGAAUUUGGGUACAAACGGAAGCUGGAUGAGCUGUGCUCUGGACGGUAUUUUCCAAGUCACUUUCGGAAGCCACAUGGAAAACCGACUGUGGGUCCCACACCCAGGACUUCCAGACCCGCCUUCCCUGCGGGCCAACAUCGCCUCCGUCCAUCGUGUUUCUUAUCUGGAGGAACUGCGCAGAAUUGUGCCCUGACAGCCCAGGAGCAAAGUAAAACUCCUGAGAGUAUCGGCUGUCUCAGUCGUGCUAAGUGCAAGGCUUGCUGAUCGUGGUGGGCACCGAAGAAAAAUGAAACUGUGUAACAGAACACGACAGAUGCUGGUUUGUAAGGUUCUGUGGGGCUGAGGGCAAGAAACUUGCAAACAAGAUGACUCCCCCAUACGCGAAUAAAAUCUGAUACUCUUAUCACACGUAAAGAACA
Molecule: messenger RNA, 3339 nt
Organism: Oryctolagus cuniculus (rabbit)
Lineage: Eukaryota; Metazoa; Chordata; Mammalia; Lagomorpha; Leporidae
Source: RefSeq, a predicted model, not a curated record